AAAAAAAAAGAUAUAUCGAAAAUGCCCACCCCUGAAUCCGCCUCCUUCCUCGCCAAAAAGCCCACCGUGGCGCCGACCUACGACGGGGUGGACUUCGACGACAACGUUGCGGUGCACAACGCCCGGGACGCCAUUAUCCGCGAACAAUGGGUCCGCAGCAUGAUGUCUCGUCUGGUGGGCGAGGAAUUGGGCAAGUGUUAUGCUCGUGAGGGGGUGAAUCAUUUGGAGAAGUGUGGGGUUUUGAGGGAAAAAUACUUCGAAUUGUUGAAUGAGCGCAAGAUUAAGGGUUAUUUGUUCCAGGAGAAGAAUUAUUUUGAGAAGAAGGAGUGAACUCUCCCUCUAUCGAUCUGGGGUGGAAUGGUGAGGUGAGGUUUAGGUGGAAUGGUUCUUAUGUGAUAUACAAUAUAUGCAUUGUGGUUUCUUUUUUCCCUCUGUGUCGCUCGGAUGCGGUUUUAGAGGCUGGCAUGCUCUAUGCCCGGAUAGUGUGUUUUAGCUGGU
This is a messenger RNA of Aspergillus ibericus CBS 121593, 498 nucleotides long. RefSeq names its product putative NADH-ubiquinone oxidoreductase 12 kda subunit. The coding region runs from base 22 to 330 and encodes 102 amino acids. The transcript has 2 exons. Lineage: Eukaryota; Fungi; Ascomycota; Eurotiomycetes; Eurotiales; Aspergillaceae. The record is from RefSeq and is a predicted model, not a curated record.